CAGACACUAAGUAGGACAGUACUUUUUAUCCACACGCCACCCUUGGCACAACUGCAUUUUGCUAAAGAUCGGUCAUGCCAGAGGAAGAACCAUCCCUGGGCUUCAUGACCACCACGACUGACCGUACCGCUGGCGGGCGCAAGGAGACUGUGUGGGUGGACGAACCCCAGAAUUCGCCCAUCCUGUCACCGGGCGGCACAAAGUUCCGCAAGGGCCGCCGCAUUUGCCACCUGGUGUAUCUAGUGAUCUUCCUCGUGAUCGGUGGUAUCACAGCACUCGUCAUCGUCACCACCUCAUCAUCACAGCACUCGUCACCACCUCAUCAUAAAGAUGACGAAUUGGCGGCAAAUGUGGCCAUUUUGAAGCUGCCCGUGUUCAAGUACGCGUGCACGGAGAAUCAGUGCGUGUACCAGAACUUGACCAAGGCCGAGGUGCUGUCGGGGGUGCCGACGAUGGGGGACGGACUCAUGAGUCUGCGGGUGUGCGAGAUGACGUGUGGCAACGGCAGCAUGUUGCCAAUGCCGCAGUCCAUCGCGAUCGCGAGCAAGCCGGGGGAAACGGUGGCCGUGGACGUGACGUCGUUCUCGCACCAUGUGACGACGUCCGACAGCGCCUUAGUCAAGGCCAUGCAGGCCGCGUUCAACGAGCACAUGGCCGCCAAGCUCAAGCUGGCGGUAGGUGGCGUCCAGGACAAGGGCGCCAGCGUCAACGUGGUGGGCACCAUCGCGUCGGCCAGCACGGCGCUAGGUCUGGACACGGACGAGUCGUACGAGGUGUCGAUCGCAGCGACGACGGUGACGAUCACGGCCAAGACCGCGUUCGGGUACCGCCACGGUCUUGCGAGUGUGGUGCAGCUGGUGGACUGGUGCGACGUGUCCAGGAGCUUCCGCAUGGUCAAGGCUGUGACGAUCCAGGACAAGCCCGCGUACAAGUACCGAGGCGUGAUGCUGGACACGGCGCGCAACUUUCACUCGAUGGCGGCCAUAAAGCGACUGGUGCGGACCAUGGGCAUGCACAAACUCAACAUGUUCCACUGGCACAUCACCGACUCGUCGUCGUUCCCGAUCGAGAUCAAGUUUGAGCCCAAGUUCAACUUGUACGGCAACUACCAGAGCGACAUGGCGUACAGCCAAGCCAACGUGCGGGAUAUUGUCGCAUAUGCCAAGACCCACGGGGUACAAGUGAUCCCCGAGGUGGACGCGCCCGCGCACGCCGGCGCCGGGUGGCAGUGGGGCCCCGACUACGACGUGGGGGAGCUCACGCUGUGCUGGGCCAACAACCCAUUGGCCUACAACGAGUGCUACGAGGCGCCGUGCGGACAGCUCAACCCGAUGAACGAACACGUGUACGGCCUGCUGGACAAGGUGUGGGUAGAAAUGGCUGACAUGUUCGAGUCAGACGUGCUGCACAUGGGGGGCGACGAAGUGUUCACCAAGUGCUGGAAACGGUCCCCUGUCGUGUCGGACGCAGUGGCCAACACGACGGACGACGCUGAGUACUUUGAAAUUUCUGCCAAGUUUCAAGAACGCGUCCAAACGAACCUGUGGAAGCACGCGCCAUCGCGUAAAGUGAUGCUAUGGUCGAGUGAGUUGACGUCCUCGCUGUACUCCAAGUACCUCCCCAAAGACAAGAUCAUCGUGCACACCUGGGCAGGGAUUCAAAAUGGCAACGAGCCCCGGCACAUGGCGGACGCAGGCUACCAGUACGUGGCGUCGUUCCAGGAUCGGCACUACCUAGACUGCGGCCACAACGGCAUCGACCGCAAAGACAACGGGUGGUGUGCGCCAUACAAGACGUGGCAAGUCAUCUACGAGCAGGUGCUCAACCCCAACAUCACGGAGGACCUGAUGCCGCUGGCAUUGGGGGGAGAGUUGGUGCUGUGGACCGAAGUGUCGGGGGAGGCAUCCAUGGACGUCCGCAUCUGGCCCCGAGCCGCCGCGUUGGCCGAGCGCGCGUGGACCAACCCGACGACGCGGUGGGAUAAGGCGAUGGCCCGGAUGACCAUCGCCACGUACCGCGUGGUCGAGAGCGGGUCCGGAUCUGACCUGAUUCAGCCGCACUGGUGUCGCCAACACCCCGGCGAGUGCCCGUUGAUUGUGUGGCCACUAUAGAGGCUGUACAGUACAUGUGUACGGGGGCGUUGUUAUUAAGCCGAGGCAUUUUGGAUUUGACCAUUCGUACUGCACACUUUUAGCUCAAAUUAGUAUCGAAAUGUCUCUAUUUUCAAGGUGCAAAACCAUUUGUAGUACUUCUGAUGUAUUAUUAAUAAUAUAACGACUUGUAU
Molecule: messenger RNA, 2284 nt
Organism: Aphanomyces astaci
Lineage: Eukaryota; Oomycota; Saprolegniomycetes; Saprolegniales; Verrucalvaceae
Exons: 2
Coding region: 75-2111 (678 amino acids)
Biological process (GO): ganglioside catabolic process; carbohydrate metabolic process; glycosaminoglycan metabolic process
Cellular component (GO): membrane
Molecular function (GO): beta-N-acetylhexosaminidase activity
Source: RefSeq, a predicted model, not a curated record